This is a messenger RNA of Pogona vitticeps (central bearded dragon), 1093 nucleotides long. It is a transcript of the gene TACSTD2, whose product is annotated as tumor associated calcium signal transducer 2. Gene Ontology annotation, cellular component: membrane. The record is from RefSeq and is a predicted model, not a curated record. NCBI's taxonomy places the organism in Eukaryota, Metazoa, Chordata, Lepidosauria, Squamata, Agamidae.
GUCAAACCAGAUGGGCAGGUCUGCUACUAACUUAGAAAAAGAAGGAACAGGUGCACCCUGUCACACAGAAACUGGGAAGCUUUUGCUGUGGAUGGGCUUCAUCUUCAGGGUGCUAAAGUCACCUGUCUCUCCUUAAAGACUUCUUCGCCUCAACCUUUACACACUCAUGGAGUCUACUUUGAGGGCUGCACUGUUUUUGAUGCUUGUCGCUGGAUCAUCAGCUCAGAAUGCUUGCAUGUGUCCAACAAACAAGCGGACGUUUUGUGACAUGGACUCGGGCAGCUGUAUCUGCAAGGCACUGGGUUCAAACCAAAGAGUCGACUGUUCAACAUUGACUUCAAAAUGUCUGCUAAUGAAGGCUGAAAUAAGAACCAUGAAACCCCGUGUUUGGGGGAAGCCAGAGCAUGCUUUCCUGGACAAUGAUGGACUUUAUGACCCAGACUGUGAUGCCAAUGGCACCUUCAAAGCCCGUCAGUGCAAUAAUACCGAGACUUGUUGGUGCGUGAACAGUGCUGGGGUAAGGAGAACGGACAAGGGUGAUAAAAAUAUGAGAUGCAAUGAGCUUGUCAGAACAAACUGGAUUAUAAUUGAACUAAAGCGCAAAGAACAAGAAUCUGCCUUCCUAGAGACUGAAGUGGAAAAUAGUCUGCGACAAUUCAUUCAGAACCGGUAUAUGCUCCGCCAGAAUUUCAUCCCAGAUAUCAAGUAUGAGCAUCCAUUCAUUCAGAUUGACUUGAAACAGAGCAAUACACAGAAGUCUUACGGAGAUGUCGAUAUUGCAGAUGUAGCCUAUUACUUUGAAAAAGACAUCAAGCGUGACUCCCCUUUUCCUUCUAGUAAUGCAUUUAAUCUCUCUGUCAAAGGAGAACCUCUAGAUAUUGAAGAGAUCCUAAUCUACUACAUUGAUGAAAAGCCACCAGAGUUUUCUAUGAAACGUCUGACAGCUGGCAUUAUUGCGGUCGUGGUGGUCAUUGUCUUGGCCUUUAUUACUGGGACUACAGCACUUGUGCUUACCAGGAGACGAAGGACUGGGAAGUAUGAGAAAGUUGAGAUUAAGGAGAUGGGAGAAAUGAAAAGAGGACAAACCUCAUAG